AAUUCAGUUUUUUCGUGGCCAGGCUGAGAAGAUGAAGUGCUUCGUGGAUUAUCCGGCAUCCUGCCAUUUCCCCAUCGAAAACCUCCCUUAUGGAGUGUUCUCGACUGUCCAAGACCCGAUUCAUCGUAUUGGUGUAGCCAUUGGUGAUCUCGUUUUGGAUUUAAAAGAGAUCAGUCAUCUAUUUGAUGGACCUCACCUGAAAACCGUUCAACAUGUCUUUAAAGAGACAACUCUGAACAGUUUUAUGGGUUUAAACUGCGCAGCAUGGAAAGAAGCUAGAGAUAAAUUGCAAAGCUUACUGAGCGCCGACAAUCCAACACUCGCAAACAAUGCAGCCCUUAGGACAAAGGCGUUCGUGCCUCAAUCUCAAGCUACCAUGCAUUUACCAGCAAGAAUCGGCGAUUACACAGAUUUCUACUCAUCCAUUCAUCACGCAAUGAACGUCGGAAUUAUGUUCAGGAGCAAAGAAAAUGCCCUCAUGCCAAAUUGGAAAUAUUUACCGGUUGGUUACCAUGGUAGAGCCUCGUCCGUUGUUGUUUCUGGAACUCCAAUUAAAAGACCAAAUGGACAAACGUUACCAGUCGAAGGUCAAGCUCCAGUUUAUGGUUCUUGCAAACUGAUGGACUUCGAAUUGGAGAUGGCUUUCUUUGUUGGUGGACCUCCUACGCAACUGGGUGAACCUGUCGAUAUAAAAAAGGCUCAAGAGAGGAUUUUCGGAUUCGUCGUAAUGAACGAUUGGAGUGCUAGGGAUAUUCAAAAGUGGGAAUACGUUCCACUGGGACCAUUCACUGCUAAGAAUCUGGGAACAACCAUUUCUCCAUGGGUUGUAACCACUUUUGCUUUGGAACCGUUCAAGGUGAAUAACUUCCAGCAAGAGCCAAAACCCUUCGAAUACUUGGUACACGACGAUCCAUUCAACUUCGACAUAAAAUUGCAAGUCGACAUCGCACCGAAAAACGCCAAUACUUCGACGACCGUUUGCAGAUCGAAUUACAGAUACUUGUAUUGGACGGCAAAGCAGCAAUUGGCUCAUCACACUGUCACCGGAUGCAACGUGAAUCCUGGAGAUCUCUUGGCCAGCGGCACCAUCAGCGGAGACACUUCUGAUUCGUUCGGGUCAAUGUUGGAAUUGUCGUGGAAGGGAAGCAAAACCGUCGAUUUGAUGAACGGAGAGCAGAGGAAAUUCUUGCAGGAUGGAGACACCGUCGUUAUGAAAGGAUUCUGCGAAGGGAACGGAUUUACCGUUGGAUUCGGAGAUUGUGUCGGUACAAUCUUACCAGCAAAUAAGAUGUAAACUCAUUAUGAUUCUGUUAGACUGUUUGAAAAAAAAUAUACGUUAAUUAAAAAAAAAUAAUCAACUGGGAAAA
Nicrophorus vespilloides is the source of this 1367-nucleotide messenger RNA. RefSeq names its product fumarylacetoacetase (gene Faa). Gene Ontology annotation, molecular function: fumarylacetoacetase activity. The record is from RefSeq and is a predicted model, not a curated record. NCBI's taxonomy places the organism in Eukaryota, Metazoa, Arthropoda, Insecta, Coleoptera, Silphidae. Gene Ontology annotation, biological process: L-tyrosine catabolic process; homogentisate catabolic process; L-phenylalanine catabolic process. The transcript has 9 exons. Bases 32 to 1294 code for a protein of 420 amino acids.